AUGGAAUACCGCUCGGAGAGAAAUAGACGGUUAGCGGAGGAGCGCAUUUGGCGUCUCGUGUUUGAGAGGGCUAGAGGGACCGACUGGCUACUUAGAGGCGACCGAGGGAGAGGAGGCCUGGCAAGUAGCCAGCGUUCGCCUCGAACCUCCUCUCUCGUCGUAUUCGGUUUCUUUAUUCCACUUUCCUGCUCCUUCUUUGAGCUUUAACCCGUUUUUUGUUUCUAUUUCAGUUUGUGGAUUUUGUUAAUAACGCAUUUUUUGGCUGACUUUGAGAAUGACCUCAUUCCAAUAUGUUCGUGAAUUUUGAACGAAAAAAAAUUUUUUUUUUGCAACGAUCAGCUUUAUUUUUUUUCUCAUAUUCACAGGUACCUCAUUCUUUCAGGAUUUCAUUUAAAGCUCUUUUUUUCAAGUUCAUUUUUAAUAAUUUUUAAACAAAAUUUUUCAAUGUCUUUGCAUAUUUUUUUCAAAUCAAAAAUUUUUAAACUUUUUUUCGAGCUAUCAACUUAGAGGAAAGUUUAGCGAAAUAAAGAUUUAAAAACUGCUUUUUGAAACUUUGUGAAAAAAACAGCAGCUGCCUUUUUUUAUUUAUUUUUUUACAUUCGAAAAUAAAACAUUCCAGUGAAUUUUUUUACUCAUAGCUCAAAAUUUUUUUUAUUGCAAAAGUUACUUUAUGUAAGAGAAUUGACUCUCUGGAGUCGGUCAAGUAGCACAACUUCAUUAUUUUUAAGAAAAAAAUCACACUUUGAAGGUCAUUUGUCUGGAUCAGCAAAUUUGAAAAUUUCAUGCCGAUUUGAGAAUUUUUUAAGAUUUCUAACUUUUUUCUCUAACAACUUGAUCAUUUUUGUCUUAAUUUCAAGGAUGUCGAAGUUGCAAAGUAUUUGAACCUUUUUCCUCCGAAGUUGAUAUAGAGUGUCGCAGUAACUCGUACAAAUCUAGGGAACAAUCUCAAAACGUUCGAAGAACCAGUCUCGUGCAACUUUUUUCCAUCGAAUUUCUAUUCUCUUCUGCUCAAAUGAAUCACGUUUCCUGCAGAAAUAUUCCGUUUUGCGCCUGCAAACGUAUUCCUCCGACGCGAAACUUUUUAUUGCGCAUAUUUUAUGGGUUGAGCAGCAUAUCUCCGCGCAUCUGCUUUGUUUUUCUUAACGUCCAUGCGCCGCAAUCGUUUUAUCUCAACCCCAUUUGCGGCCCAACUGAUCGUAAAUUUCUUUCGUCCUAGGAAAGGCCGACCGGGGGUCCAUGGCAGUUGAGCGGACCAACGACUGAAAACCUGGACGUGCUGUAAAACGGCUAUGCCUGUCAUCGGCCAACACCAUCCGGCAACUUCAUUUUCUUCCUAUUCGGCUGUUUUUGACGGGAACUCGGUGCUUUUUGGAGUCGUCAGUAUCGUCAUGCUGGCUUCUGUCGUCAGUAUCUGCACUUGCUGCGGGAAAAAGCCCAAGAAAAGGUCAGUUCUUUUUUUUUUGAUUCCAAUUGUUUUUUAUAUAGAAUUAUAAUGCUCUAAAGAUUUUUCUUCCGUCUUAAAAAAAAUGGCUCUGAAAACUUUUGAAAUAUUUUCUAAAAAUCGAGAGAAAAAUACAAUUUCAUUCAUAAAAUCAAGCUCAUUUCCGAUUUCUCGCUCCAAAACUCUAACGAAUAUUUUUUCAGAGAAGAUGAGGAAGUCUACGGAGUUUACAGCAACCCUGUCGUACCUCCUACAGCUCCAGGCGACAGUCCAACAAAUCGAACCAUCAACUUUCGUUCUUUAACGAAAGCUGCCCGACUACACGACCGUCAUUCCCAACCUGUUGGGCCAAAAGUUAGAUUUUUAUGAUUUUUAAUGGAGUAAAAAAAUUAUUUGAUUGGAUUUUUGAAAAAAAUUUGAAAGAGGCUGUUAGGCUUGAAAUCAAAGCAAAAAAAAUCAGAAUCUAAGUGUUGAAAAUGCUCUAUUUAUCAAUUUAUUCGAUUUUUUUCCAGGCUAAAAAUAUGUUUUUUUUUUUUUUUUGUAAUUAAAAGCUGAUUCUUCAGAUAGUGCUACUCCAGUUUUUCAAUAUAUUAUUUUUUAUUCACAGAGAGGAACAAUGAGCGCCCGAGCGUCAGCUCCUCUUCCAACUGGUCGAGCUUUACCCCAACUCCCGGCCGAUUUAUACACUCGUAAGCUUUUCAGUUUUUCCAGACGUUUUUCAAAAGUUUUCAAAUACAAAUUUCUUGUUUCAGCAAUCGACAAAACACGAAAAGCCGAUGAUAUCUCAUUUGUCGACGACUCAUUCAAUCGAAUGUAUGAGUGUAUCGAUGUCGAGACGGAUUCCUUUGCAGAUCCGCUUUAUUCAAAGGUUUGCAACGUUUUUUUCUCCACUUUGUGGUUUUUGAAAAAAAUUUUUCAAAAAAAUUUAACUUAUCUAAAUUUACAAUGGAAAAAAAUCCCCUGAGGAGUUAUUUUUUUGAAUGAAGGCCAACAGUAAGUAAAACUAGUGGUUUUUAUUUUUUCUGGUUUCGAAAAUGGCUCCUGUGAUUUUCCUUUUGAAGUCUUAUUUUCCUUCGCAAAAUGGGAAAAAAUAUUGUUUACUUAAAUUUCAAAUUUUAAACGUUUACUCACAAGUUUUUUUCGCGUUUUUUUCAAAGUUUCACAGAAUUUACUAUAGUUAUAAUAGCCCGAAAAAAAUUCCGAUGAAGAAGUAUAUUCGAAGUGUUUUCUCUUACAAUUUUUCGCCAUUUUUGUCGUCCUUUUUUGUUUUAGAGCAAAAAAGCCUUUUAUAAAAUUUAACGUUAAAAAUAUUUCGAUGGUUACCGAUCGACUUUCACUUUUAUUUCCCUGAAUUUUACCAGUUCUUUUGAACAAAUUUCUCAUUCAGGUCGGCGAAACUCGUCCAGCUCCAAACAGAGAACGUCGUUACGACUACCCGGUGUUCUCAGGUCGAGUUCAGCCAGUGACGGCUCGACCUCGCGAAUCGACCGAUGAGAAUCUCUACCAGAGCGCUUCUCAAAUCUAUGCCGCCGGGAGUGAAGAUCCAUACAGGUAUAUCUUUUUUUUCCAUUUUUUUUAUUUCUCCAUGUUCCAAUAACCACUACAGAAAAUACCCGCUGCUUCGUUUUCCACGCUAUUCGCUGACUUAUUUUCCUCGGACUGAGCGUAGAGUUGUCCGAUUCGCUGUUAAAGGGUGAAAGGAGUGAAAAGUAGAAAACUGUGGAUGUUGAUUCGCAUAUUGUUAUUUUUCACUACUUUGUGGCACCACUUUGAGUGAGACCUUGAAAUUUUUUCCACAUAUUUGCACUAUUUUGCUUAAAAAUAACUAGGAAAAAUAAUGAGCCUUUACUCGUACGGUCACUGCACUCUAAUGUGUGAUAGUUCGGUUUUUUUUUUCAGUUUUUGCAAUGACUCACUAUGUUCUCUCCAAUUUUGCUUUAGUUUGACCCAUUUUUCACGUUUCAGUUCCAUAAAUUCUGAGCCAAGCCGGGCCCCUGUUGCGGAUAUUGACGGCGAUACCAGCAGUGCCUAUGAUCCAGGAUACGCAAAAGUAAUCUUCCUAUUUUCCCUUUAUCGAUGCAACUUUUUAAUAUUUUCAGGUUCAACCAACAGCCCAAAAACCUCAAAAAAGUCGCGAAAAGCUCGAGAAAACUGAGAGAGAACUGGAUCUUUUAUAUUCCAAGGUUCUGGAAAUUCUUCAAAAAAAAUUUAAAAAUGAAUCUGAUUUCAUAGAUCCGUCGAAAUAAUAAGGAAGAUGAGGUCGAUUUUGCUUCUCGACCCGGUCCUUCGUCUUUCCGGCCUCCAGUUGUGGCGGAGAUUCCGCUACCUCUUCCAAUUGUCGAGCCGAUCGUGAGAAAUGUAAAAUUCACAGUUUUUAUUCUAGAAGUCUCGUUAUACUCGUAGAGGAGAGGGUUUUUAGAAAAUUUGGUGAAGUAAAAAGUUCAGAAAUAUCUUGUCAUAACUUGAAGGAAAUAUUCAAAAAUCAGAAGACCUCAAAAAAAGUUCACAAAAAAUUUGAUAGCUGCUCCAAUGGUCACGGAAUACACUUCCAUUUUUUUCUAUUAGAACAUCAUAAUUUUUUUUUGAACUUCCAGGCCUUCGAUGAACAAUCCGUCUCCAGCCGAGAGCCGUCUUACAGAUACAUCACCAUGCGGUAUGAUUCAUUUCAAUUUUUCAAAUCUGAUUGUUUCAUUUUCAGAGAAAACGCGGACAUUGUCCGUGAAAGACUUCGACAGCAAGGCCGACUUGGUCCCCCGAUCCGAGAACAUUAUUAUUCGACCAUCGGAAAUGAAUAUGAAGUCGUGAGUUUUUUUUUUAGAUUUUUUUUUUACUGUGAAUUCAAAAUCAGAAUUUAUAAGUUAGUUAAGGUCGACGCGAAUUCUGGAGUUCAACCUGUGAGGCCAACUGGACUACCGGCUCCACUCGUUGAAGGUAUUUCUUUGAUUCAUUUUUUUCAAGGAUUUUUCAAUUUUUUUCAUUCGAUGUUUUUCCAAAUAUAUUGGAGAUAAUAAAAAAACCUAUACUAAUUUUUUUGAAUUAUCGUAGUCAGAAGCAGCUGGAAAAUAACCAUUCAAAAUAAAACUUGAAAUUCAAAUUUUUUUGACUUUUUUUAGAAGCGACAUUCUUCAAAAAUUUCUCGGUUUAUAGUUACAGUGGAGUUAAUAUAAUCAUUUUUUUUCCAGAACGCAUCCCUCCAACAACCGCUCUGAACAUCACUCUUCCUGACGUGGCUCCUCCGCCGCCGACUUCCCCAAUUCCCGACCAAGUUCCAGCCAACAUUAGCAUCCAAAGUAGAAGCCGAGAAGACGUCCGUCGCUCUCCAAACCCUAUAGAGCACACUUUGAACGGGAACGCAAAUGUAUGCCGUCGUCAGCAAGACACACAAGAAAUACGGCAACGAAAAUGGAUCCAGACCAGUUUCCGGUCUCCAACCGGAAAUCCACUAUCCCAUCUUGA
Messenger RNA from Caenorhabditis auriculariae, 4897 nucleotides. Lineage: Eukaryota; Metazoa; Nematoda; Chromadorea; Rhabditida; Rhabditidae. The record is from the annotation of a GenBank genome assembly.